Saccostrea echinata is the source of this 1413-nucleotide messenger RNA. RefSeq names its product 52 kDa repressor of the inhibitor of the protein kinase-like. The transcript has a single exon. The coding region runs from base 1 to 1413 and encodes 470 amino acids. The record is from RefSeq and is a predicted model, not a curated record. Lineage: Eukaryota; Metazoa; Mollusca; Bivalvia; Ostreida; Ostreidae. Gene Ontology annotation, molecular function: protein dimerization activity.
AUGGAAAAACCUAUUGAACGGCUUAUUGAAUUUAUAGAGUGUGAGGAGAUCACUGGGAUGGCCAUUUGUGAAUCCAUUAUCUCGUGUAUGAAUGCAGUUGGUCUGGAUCCGAGUUAUUGUCGUUCCCAAACAAUGGAUGGUGCUGGAAAUAUGGCCGGUAAACAUUCCGGUUGUGCAUCACGAUUUAAAAACCAGUAUCCCCUAGCUGUAUAUCAUUACUGUAGCUGUCAUGAUCUGAAUCUCGCCAUCAGUAAAAGUUGUUCGUUGAAAGAAGUGCAGAUAUGCUUAGACACACUAAAGAAGCUGGGUAUAUUCUUUAAAUAUUCACCAAAGCGCACACGAAGGCUGGAAAAGGCUUUUGAUGAAGUCAACGAAGAGAGAACUGAAAACAAAAUUGACAGGAAGAAGUUUAAAGUGUUUUCAGAGACCAGAUGGGUUGAGAAACACAACACCCUGCAAACAUUUCAAGAUAUGUAUAAGCCAAUUUUGCUCUGUUUAGAAGCGAUUUCGUUAAGAGAAAGAAACUGGGAUUCAAAGGCGGUUGUGGAAGCAAAUGGUCUUCUAGCGAAAUUGUCAGAUCCACAAUUUAUUGCCUCAUUUCAAACAAUCCGGAAUUUCUUUGGAUACAUGUCUAGACUCAGCAAGAAAUUACAGGGAAGCACCUUGGAUGUGUUGGAGGGAUACAGAAUGGUGGCACAUGUGCGCGAAGUAAUAUCAGGCUUGAGGUUGAACAAUGAGGAGUAUGACAGUGUAUACGAAAGGAUGGAGGAGAUGGCUCGAUUAGCAGAUGGUGCCAUGACUGUCCCUCGUCAAUGCUUGAGGCAAACUGAAAGAAGCAACGUUCCUGCGUCAUCAGCAAAAGAGUAUUUCAAGCGAAAUACCUACAUUCCCUAUUUGGAUUCUUUAAUCCAACAGCUCGACCUUCGGUUUUCAACCUUGGCUCAACAAAGUGCACAAGCAUUGUGUCUGGUGCCUUCAAAUCUCUCUCGUCUAAACCAGGAAGUUUUACAUGCUAUAGAAGCCAGCUUUGGACCGGACAUGCCAGACCGAUCUUCAUUUCCACAAGAGCUGAACUUAUGGAAGCAAAUAUGGAGCCGUCAAACUGAUCCUCCAGACACGCUUUCAGGCACACUACUGGACGACAGAACAUGCCGGACAAUGUUCCCGAAUGUCACCAAAGUUAUCCAUCUGUUACUUUUGACGUCUGUAACCUCAAGUUCUGUGGAGCGUGCCAAUUCGUCUUUACGCUUCAUUAAGAGCUAUCUACGCACUACGAUGGGUGGGGAGCCAUUCAACGCCCUUAUGCUUUUAUUUAUACAUAGGGACAUCCAGGUUGACAUUAGUAAAAUCAUUGAUAUUUUUGUUUCACGGAAUCCAAGACGUAUGCUGCUUGAAAACCCCACUGGUGAUUAA